Messenger RNA from Macrosteles quadrilineatus (aster leafhopper), 1269 nucleotides. RefSeq lists its product as uncharacterized. Gene Ontology annotation, molecular function: nucleic acid binding. Bases 1 to 1269 code for a protein of 422 amino acids. Gene Ontology annotation, biological process: DNA integration. The transcript has a single exon. The record is from RefSeq and is a predicted model, not a curated record. Lineage: Eukaryota; Metazoa; Arthropoda; Insecta; Hemiptera; Cicadellidae.
AUGACAGUGUCUUCAGAAUUUCAAGUACACAGUUUAACAAGUUCAUUGCCUAUGACUGAAGAGAAGAAGAAAUUAUUCCAGCGUUACACUGAAGAGGACCAAGAAACUGCUAUCGUGAAGAGAUACUGCAAAGAAGUUUGGCCAGAAAGGAAGCAAGACACCCCAGAGAUAGUACGCCACUAUUGGAACCAAAGACAUAUGGUAUCUGAAGAAGAUGGUUUAUUGUUUUUAAAUCACAAACUGAUUGUGCCACGACAGCUACGACAGGACAUGCUUCAGCGAAUCCAUAUCGCGCAUGGAGGAAUUGAAAAGUGCAAAGCUAGGGCUCGACAGAUACUUUAUUGGCCACGAAUGGCUACAGACAUUGAAAGUUUUGUGGCUCGUUGCAGGAUAUGUGAAAGGUUUUCCAGGAGUAAUGCAAAGGAAACCCUUAUGCCGUAUCCUAUACCUACUAGACCAUGGGAGCGUAUCGGAUGUGACAUAUUUUCAUAUGGAGGAAAUGUGUACUUGGUCAUGAUGGAUGCUUACUCAAACUGGUUGGAGCUGGUUAAAAUGCCAUGUAAAUCAGCAACGUCUGUAAUAUCAGCAUGCAAAGACAUCUUCAGUAGAUUUGGCCCUCCUGAUAUAAUGGUAGCGGAUAAUGUCCCUUACAACAGUGCCCAAAUGAGGGAAUUUGCCCGUGAAUGGAAUUUUGAAAUUGUGACACGCAGUCCAGGCUAUGCACAAUCCAAUGGGCUUGCUGAAAGGGCAGUUGGAAUAGCCAAAGAGUUGAUAAGGAAAGUACAGUAUGACAAUAAGGAUUUGAAAAUGGCUUUAUUGGAGCUUAGGAACAUGCCCGUUAAGCAUCUGGGAUAUUCUCCAGCUCAGCUGAUGUUUCAACGCAGGUGUAAGACAACAAUCCCUGAGGAACUGCUGAAACCAACGCUGAAUGAUGGAGUACAAGACAGGUUAAAUACAAGACAACAGCUGCAGAAAAAAUACUAUGAUCGGUCAGCCAAGGACUUAAGGGUUGUAAGAAAUAACGAAAGAGUUGUCUUCAGAAAUGAAGGAAGGUGGGAGCAGGGAAAGAUUGUUAAUCAAGGACCAACUCCAAGAAGUUACUGGGUAGAAGGUGAUAACGGAGCUACAUUAAGAAGAAAUCGCCGCCAUCUGAAACCAUCACUCACUCAACAAAACAAUUCCCAGUCAGUUCCAAGGCAAGACGAGCCAGUACAACUAAGACCGCGUAGAGAAAUCAAGCUACCAUCAAGAUUUCAGAAUACAAUAUAA